CGCGCUCCACUAAACACACUCCUCCUCAAUCCCUCGCUAAUGGCGUGCUAAAUCCACCACCACCACCAUUAUUUACACGCGUCGUCCCUAUCGCGUCGGAUCGCCACCCACUCGCUCGCUCGCCGUCGCCGCUGCUGCUUCACUCCGCCUCGCCUCAGAUCCGCCCCCUCCUCCGCGAACCCUAGGCGCCGGGCUCCCGCCUCCCGCCGGCCGCGUCGCCCCCCCACCCAUCAUCGGAGAGGUGAUCGAUCGAGCGGGGGGAGGAGGUGGGCUGGAGAGGGGUCGGCGGAGGGAGGGGUGGGUGUGAGGAGGAGAGGAUGUCGAGGAGGUCGGUGAAUCCGAGCCGGCGGGUGGCGGAUGGGGGCUUGCCGUCCGUCGGUGGGCUGCUCCACCCCAAGUCACGCUCGCCGCCCGUGCUCACCAUCGCCCUCGUGGUCCUGGGUGUCAUUAUUCUGAUCGCCUACUUCAACAGCGGCUCAGGUGUAACAGUUACAAGCAGAGAAGCUGUAAGCAGAUCUGAAGGUUCUUGUACCCCAGAAGUCAUGCAAGCACUUCCUUAUCUUAAAAAGGCCUAUGGCAAUGAGUUGCAUAAGGUUCUCCAUGUUGGCCCUGAUAGCUGUACAGUAGUUUCUAACUUGUUGAAGGAAGGGAAGGUUGAAGCAUGGGGAGUGGAGCCUUAUGAUUUGGAGGAUACUGAUAGUAGCUGCAAAAGCCUUGUGCGCAAGGGCUUUGUUCGUAUGGCUGAUAUCAAGUUCCCCCUUCCAUACCGCCAAGAUUCUUUUAACCUUGUUAUCGUAUCAGAUGCAUUGGAUUAUUUGACCCCAAGAUAUCUGAACAGAACACUUCCAGAUUUAGCAAGGAUUUCUACAGAUGGUCUUGUUAUCUUUGCUGGCAAUCCAGGUCAACAGAAGGCUAAGGUUUCUGAGCUACCAAAAUUUGGAAGACCAGCAAAGCUGCGGAGUUCUUCAUGGUGGUCGCGAUACUUUAUCCAAACAGGCUUGAGAGAGAAUGAAGGGCCAUUGAAGAAGUUUGAGCAGGCUGCUUCCAAGAACAAAUACAAACCAGAUUGUCAAAUCUUCCAUCUUAGUUCGUAGGCUUGUUCUGAUCAAGGUGAUUUGUAUCCAUGACACUUGAUCGUUACCUCGCCGGUUUUGUAAGCAAUAUCCUGUUUAUCCUCGUUGACUCGCUCAUCUUUUACACGGAGGAAUUGUCACAGUAAGAGCUAGCCAGCCGUCUGCCAUAGGUAGCUUGUGUAGAGGUGCUUUGCCACAGGUUGCUAGAAAUUCUUCCUUCCUGGAAAGUUAAAUUAUGUGUUACGAAGAGCUGCAAAUUGGGGCCCUGACGAUAUAUAUGUAAGAACCCUUACACUGUUGUACCCUGUUUAUUCUUGGUGUUACAGUUAUUCCUGAUGAAUCAGCUGCAGUUCCGUGUGCAGUUUGUAAUGUACUCGGUUCAAGAGAAAGAAAAAAAGAUAUAUAUGUAAGACCAAGUAGGGUGUCGUUUUCACGA
Molecule: messenger RNA, 1509 nt
Organism: Oryza brachyantha (malo sina)
Lineage: Eukaryota; Viridiplantae; Streptophyta; Magnoliopsida; Poales; Poaceae
Product: probable pectin methylesterase CGR2
Exons: 7
Coding region: 318-1094 (258 amino acids)
Biological process (GO): pectin metabolic process
Molecular function (GO): methyltransferase activity
Source: RefSeq, a predicted model, not a curated record